AUGGCGGCUCCGAGUCGGCGCGCGCAGGAUCUGCUAAUGGAUGACAAAUGGGACCUCUGCGUCGACCUCUCGCUUCGCCGAGUCGUCUACAGCACGCUCGCGGGCGCCGCCACCGGGCUCGUCCUCUUUAGUGAGGAGCCCCACGAGUCGAUGGGCCGCCCCGACUGCUGUCGCGCAUUUCUACGCGCGCUCAAUUCCUUUCUCCCCCCGCAUCCUUUCUUUCCUUCCCCCUCCCGCCAUCCCUCAGGGUCCCCCACGAGUCGCUGGGCGGCUCUCGCCUUCGGCGCCGGCUGCGGCGUCGGUUCCGCCUACACCGACUGCUCGCGCAUUCUCGACGGCCACGUGCCGCGAUUCUCCGCCCCGCUUGCCGCUAGAGCCGCCUCCGCUGCCCCUGCUCCCGCUGCGCCUGCCGUUUUUGCACCACCCCCCAUUGCGCCUGCCCCUGCCCUGGUCCCAUCUGCUGCUGCCGCCGCUGCUGGCUCAUCCGGGUCGACGGAUCAACUGCCGCAGGAUUAG
Closterium sp. NIES-65 is the source of this 516-nucleotide messenger RNA. NCBI's taxonomy places the organism in Eukaryota, Viridiplantae, Streptophyta, Zygnematophyceae, Desmidiales, Closteriaceae. The record is from the annotation of a GenBank genome assembly.